UGUGGUUCCACGUCACUCCAUAGACUCAGACUCCAUAUCGGACACGGAUACAGGCAGAAAUCGGAGGCAGUAACGUGAAGAAGGAAAUCACUUUAAUCAUCUCUGACUGGUGUCUGCUGAAGGGACGAGGAUCUGUCCAGCACCAUGACCGCAGCGGAGAACGUGUGUUACACCCUGAUCAAUGUCCCAAGCGACUCGGAGCCUCCGUCAGAAGUCAGCCUUAAAGCUGAUUUGGAAAAGGGGGAGAUAAAAGCCAAGACGGAGGCGCUGAAGAAAGUCAUCAUCAUGAUCCUGAACGGUGAGAAGCUGCCCGGUCUGCUGAUGACCAUCAUCCGCUUUGUGCUUCCUCUUCAGGACCACACCAUCAAGAAACUUCUCCUGGUCUUCUGGGAGAUCGUACCCAAAACCACUCCUGAUGGAAAACUGCUUCAGGAGAUGAUCCUGGUCUGUGAUGCCUACAGGAAGGAUCUUCAGCACCCGAACGAGUUUAUCCGUGGCUCCACACUGCGCUUCCUGUGUAAGCUGAAGGAGGCGGAGCUUUUGGAGCCGUUGAUGCCGGCUAUCCGCGCCUGUCUGGAACAUCGCCACAGUUACGUACGCCGCAACGCCGUCCUCGCCAUCUACACCAUCUACAGAAAUUUUGAGCAUUUAAUCCCCGACGCUCCAGAACUGAUCCAUGACUUCCUGGUAAACGAGAAAGACGCGAGCUGUAAAAGAAACGCCUUCAUGAUGCUGAUCCACGCCGAUCAGGACCGAGCUCUGGAUUAUCUCAGCACGUGUAUCGAUCAGGUUCACACAUUCGGAGACAUUCUGCAGCUGGUGAUUGUUGAACUCAUCUACAAGGUGUGCCAUGCUAACCCGUCAGAGCGAGCUCGCUUCAUCCGCUGCAUCUACAACCUGCUGCAGUCGUCCAGUCCAGCUGUGAAAUACGAAGCUGCUGGAACUCUGGUCACUCUGUCCAGCGCUCCGACUGCCAUCAAGGCUGCAGCUCAGUGUUAUAUUGACCUGAUCAUUAAGGAGAGCGAUAACAACGUGAAGCUGAUCGUACUGGACCGCCUCAUCGAGCUGAAGGAGCAUCCCACUCACGAGCGUGUGCUGCAGGACCUGGUGAUGGACAUCCUAAGGGUUCUGACCACUCCUGACCUGGAGGUUCGCAAGAAGACUCUGCAGCUGGCGCUGGACCUGGUGUCAUCUCGUAACGUGGAGGAGUUGGUGAUUGUUCUGAAGAAGGAAGUGAUCAAGACCAACAAUGUGACUGAACAUGAAGACACUGAUAAAUACCGCCAGCUGUUGGUCAGAACUCUCCACUCCUGCAGUGUACGCUUCCCUGACAUGGCUGCUAACGUCAUCCCUGUGCUGAUGGAGUUCCUCAGUGACACUAACGAAGCAGCCGCUGCUGAUGUGUUAGAGUUUGUGCGUGAGGCGAUACAGCGGUUCGACUCGCUCCGAGCGCUCAUCAUUGAGAAAAUGCUGGAAGUUUUUCACGCCAUUAAAACGGUCAAGAUUUACCGAGGAGCGCUGUGGAUUCUGGGAGAGUACUGCAGCACCAAAGAGGACAUCCAGAAUGUCAUGACUGAAGUGCGGAGGUCACUCGGAGAGAUCCCCAUAGUGGAGAAUGAGAUAAAGAAGGAGGCGGGGGAGCUGAAAGUGGAGGAGGAAGUGAGCGCAGGGCCAGUGCAGAAGCUGGUGACUGAGAUGGGAACCUACGCCACUCAGAGCGCUCUCAGCUCCAAUAGACCCUCGAAGAAAGAGGAGGACAGGCCUCCUCUGAGGGGUUUCCUGUUGGACGGGGAUUUCUACGUCGCUGCGUCUCUCGCCACCACGCUGACUAAAAUCGCACUGCGCUACAUUGCCAUCGUUACAGACAAGAAGAAGCAAAACUCGUUUGUAGCUGAAGCCAUGCUGAUCAUGGCCACCGUGCUCCACCUGGGGAAAUCUUCACUGCCCAAGAAGCCGAUCACGGACGACGACGUGGAGCGAAUCUCUCUGUGCCUGAAGGUUCUGUCCGAGUCCUCACCGCUCAUGAGUGACAUCUUCAACAAAGAAUGCCGCAGGUCCCUGUCCCACAUGCUGACUGUACGACUGGAGGAGGAGAAACUCUCUCAGAAGAAAGAAUCGGAGAAGCGUAACGUGACGGUGCAGGCCGACGACCCCAUCUCCUUCAUGCAGCUCACCGCCAAGAACGAGACGAGCUCCAAAGAGGACCAGUUCCAGCUCAGUCUGCUGGCCGCUAUGGGCAACACGCAGAGGAAGGAAGCGUCCGACCCGCUCGCCUCCAAACUCAACAAGGUGACGCAGCUGACUGGUUUCUCAGAUCCGGUCUAUGCUGAAGCAUAUGUCCACGUUAACCAGUAUGACAUCGUGCUGGAUGUGCUGGUGGUCAACCAAACCAGUGACACCCUGCAGAACUGCACUUUGGAACUGGCCACAUUGGGUGACCUGAAGCUGGUGGAGAAGCCGUCUCCUCUCACUCUCGCUCCUCAUGACUUUGCCAACAUCAAGGCCAACGUCAAAGUGGCUUCCACAGAAAACGGCAUCAUCUUCGGGAAUAUCGUGUAUGAUGUGUCGGGAGCAGCCAGUGACAGGAACUGUGUGGUUCUCAGUGACAUCCACAUCGACAUCAUGGACUACAUCCAGCCGGCUUCCUGCACAGACGCUGAGUUCAGACAAAUGUGGGCGGAGUUUGAGUGGGAGAACAAGGUUACAGUGAACACCAACAUCACCGAGCUGAACGAUUAUCUUCAGCACAUUCUCAGCUCCACCAACAUGAAGUGUUUAACUCCAGAGAAGGCUCUCUCUGGGGUUUGUGGUUUCAUGGCUGCUAACCUGUAUGCUCGCUCUAUCUUUGGCGAGGACGCUCUGGCUAACGUGAGCAUCGAGAAGCCCAUUCUCCUCGGACCUGAGGCUCCGGUCAACGGCCACAUUCGCAUCCGUGCCAAGAGCCAGGGCAUGGCCUUGAGUCUGGGAGAUAAGAUUAAUCUGUCUCAGAAGAAGACCCUCUCGUAAAGCGUAAAGGCGUUCAGUAGGAAGCGCUCGUGUUUUCAUCCUUUACAUUAUUUUUUUUAAUUGUCACUCCAUUUCUGACUUGUGUUCACAUCGUCGCUGUGUGAUUCGAAAAAAAAACAGUAAGAUCUGUGUGAUGAUAUUUCAUCCGACAAAACUCGUAAUGUGUCUUCAUUUAUCUGUAACGUACCAAUAAAUAUCACCAGACCAUC
Ictalurus furcatus (blue catfish) is the source of this 3215-nucleotide messenger RNA. RefSeq names its product COPI coat complex subunit beta 1 (gene copb1). Lineage: Eukaryota; Metazoa; Chordata; Actinopteri; Siluriformes; Ictaluridae. The record is from RefSeq and is a predicted model, not a curated record. The transcript is spliced from 22 exons. Bases 145 to 3006 code for a protein of 953 amino acids. Gene Ontology annotation, molecular function: structural molecule activity. Gene Ontology annotation, biological process: intracellular protein transport; endoplasmic reticulum to Golgi vesicle-mediated transport; intra-Golgi vesicle-mediated transport. Gene Ontology annotation, cellular component: cytoplasm; COPI vesicle coat.